Suillus fuscotomentosus is the source of this 968-nucleotide messenger RNA. RefSeq lists its product as uncharacterized. The coding region runs from base 19 to 708 and encodes 229 amino acids. NCBI's taxonomy places the organism in Eukaryota, Fungi, Basidiomycota, Agaricomycetes, Boletales, Suillaceae. The record is from RefSeq and is a predicted model, not a curated record. The transcript has 2 exons.
UUCAACGGCACCCCUGCCAUGAACGCAAGGAUCUAUUUUAUGAAACCACGUCCGGACCAAAUCGUAGACAUCACUUUUCGAGAAACCUACCCACCACGUACCGUUCAAUUACAAAAAGUGGUGAAUGAUCUCCACACACGCGAUAUUUGGACACGCAACAUCCUGCCACAUUUUCUCUCAAACCCGAAACCCGGGCGCAUAUGGGCCUCAAUUUUGGGUCCCUGUAUAACAGGAGGUCACACGCCGUUAUCUGUAAUAGGUCUUUCACGCCACUCCCUGCUUAGUGGGAUGCAGGCAGGAGAUGACCUCUCCCAGUUGCCCUGGGUGGGUGUCAUUGCCUGCGAGCAUCCCCAGGCGCCUUGGCCUGAUACUAAUAGGGCAAACUGCUACCGUCGUCUGAUAUCAAUUUGCCAGCGGAAGACACGAGACACGGGUGAAAAACUCGAUUUCUUGAUAUCUUCGCAUGGGCCGAAGUUCAAAGCAUUCUGGGUGAACUAUGAAGGAGAGGAAGUUCAUCUGGAACAGAUCGGAAACCCAUAUGUCCCGAAGGGAGUUAGGUAUGCUCCAAUGGACGUUGUGGAUGAUGGUAGAUUCCUCGGAUUCGUGAUGAGAAAUUUGAAGGUGGUGUCUGCUAUUCACAACUUCUUACCUGAGGCAAUCCCAAGUUCUACCUUGACACGAGGCGCUACCCAAGCUCCCAUUAAAUAGGUAUUGCACAAAGUGUUCUCCAAUACAAUGUAUGACAAGCAUCCGCACAGCACAUGGAUACCACCGUUUCCGACAAGGACCUACCUCGUUCUCCAACUAUGAUGUCAACACGGAAAUUCAGAGUGAAACAGGAAUGUUUCUGCAGCGCCACGGACGAUAGGAAAAACGCCGACCGGGGUGGACGCAAGAAUGAUUGCUGUGUAAAUGAAGAAAACGUUGUUAAUGAAUUCAUACCCUUCGCGACUUGCACUCGAUCUGCA